AUGAGCAACAAAUAUUCAAAGGAAAAUGAUAAUGCUGAUGCUUUAGAGCAUUAUUCAAGAAGCUAAGUAAAAGUAUUUAAUGGAAUCGUUUUUAGGAGUUCAAAAUGAAUUAUAGAACAGAAGAAGCAUUAUUAGAAGUUAAUAAUGCUUUAAAUCUUAAUCCUAAAUUUGCAGAAGCCUACACUUUAAGAAGUUAAAUUCUUUAAAUAUCAAUUUAGGUGAAUUAUACGAAAAAAUGAAAUUAUAUGAUUAGGCAUUGGAAGAUGUAAAUUAUAGCAUAUCCAUAAACAAUAAUAAUGCUGAAAGUUAUUAUUAAAGAGGUAUAAAUUGAAUUUUUGAAUUUAAGCAACAAUUUAUUGGAGAAAAUAAUUAUUUGAUAAAGCAUUGGAAGAUUGCUAGACCUGUUUGGAGAUUAAUACAACUUUUUCGAUGGCCUAUAAUAGAAUUGGUAGUAAUAAUAUAUAUAAAUUAUAAGGUACUAUUUUUGAUGAUAUGAAUGAACGGCAUUAAGCACUCUACUAUUAUAAUCAAGCUAUUGAAAUAGAUGGGAAUUGUUAUUAAGCAUUUAUGAGUAGAGGUAACAAAAAUUUAUAUUAUAAGGGCUUUAUUAUAUGGAUGAAAGAAAAACUGAGCACGCUCUAAGAGAUUUCAAUUAAGCUAUUGAAUUAAAUCCAAAAUAUUGCUUGUCCUUUAUUAACAGAGGUAAAUUAAAUAUACUUAAAAUUUCAGGCAAAUUAUAUGAUUAAAUUGAUGAUAAACCCAAAGCAUUAAAUGACUGUAAUCAAGCAAUCCAACUUGAUCCAAAUAAUGCAUAAGGCUAUUUUUAUAGAGGUGACUACUAUUAAUCUUAAUAUAUUAGGCAAUUGUUAUUUUAGUCUUGGUGAGUUAGAGAAAGCACUAAAUGACUAUAAUCAAGCAAUCUAUCUUGAUCCAAAUUAUGCCUGUGCCUAUUCUAAUAGGGGUGACUACUAUUAAACUUACUGUAUUAGGCAAUGUAUACGGCUAUAUUGGUGAGUAAGAGAAAGCAUUAAAUGACUUUAAUCAAGCAAUCUAUCUUGAUCCAAAUGAUGCAAUAACCUUUUAUAAUCGAGGUGACUACUAUUACACUUAAUAUGCUAGGUCUCCUAUAUGAAAAACUUGGUGAUAAAUCCAAAGCAUUAAAUGACUAUAAUCAAUCAAUAUAAUUUGAUCCAAAUGAUGCAAAAACCUAUUAUAAAAGAGGUAACUACCAUUAAUCUUAAUGUAUUAGGCAAUUUAUAUUAUAAUAUUGGUGAGUAAGAGAAAUCAUUAAAAGACUAUAAUCAAUCAAUCUAGCUUGAUCCAAAUUAUCCAUAUGUCUAUUCUGAUAGAGGUAACUACCAUUAAUCUUAAUGUAUUAGGCAAUUUAUAUUAUAAUAUUGGUGAUAAAUCCAAAGCAUUAAAAGACCUUAAUCAAGCUAUACAACUUAAUCCAAAUUUUGCAUAAGCCUAUUAUUAUAGAGGCAACUACUAUUAAUCUUAAUAUUUUAGGCAAUUUAUAUUAUAAUAUUGGUGA
Messenger RNA from Paramecium primaurelia, 1534 nucleotides. NCBI's taxonomy places the organism in Eukaryota, Ciliophora, Oligohymenophorea, Peniculida, Parameciidae. The record is from the annotation of a GenBank genome assembly.